UGCUUGACAACAUUAACUAUUAGCACGUUUAUGACCCUUGUGUCCUUCAAGCUUUUGCUGCUGUGUUUCUUAUGACACUUGGUUUUGCAAGUACAAAUUCCAGCUAAAUAUAUCCUUCAAUUCAAAAAUCGUCUCAUUCCCCAGUUUGGAAAAGGGGGAGUGGAGGCGAUAUCUUCAAGAUUCACUUCAGCUCUCCCUCAGCGCGGGCGGAGGCUGUGAGCUGUGGACUCAGUGCUGGAAUGAGGAGUAAUUGAGUCCGAGCCGAGCCCUAGGUAGCUUUCUCCCCCCCCCGGUGUCAUUGCUGCAGCCUCCAGUGCCAGGUCCCUAGUUCCUCAGCCGCCUCUCUUCACAGUGCAAAAUCGUCUACAAAGACAGCGGAGCCGCCGCAGAAGUUGCCCGGCACAAGACUCCGGAGGCAUUGGCUCAGUAACUUUUCACGUCAUUUUCUGCUCUGGAGCCCCUUCUCGCGUCUCCGCGCAGCCUUUCGCACCGCAAAUCGCAGUGCUCAUGGGGCAGGCGAAGAGCGGCUUGCGGCACUGAGCGGAACCGGACUCGAGCCCGUGAUGUCCGGUACCAAAUUGGAGGACUCCCCCCCUUGUCGCAACUGGUCAUCUGCUUCGGAGCUGAAUGAAACUCAAGAGCCCUUUUUAAACCCCACCGACUAUGACGACGAGGAAUUCCUGCGGUACCUGUGGAGGGAAUACCUACACCCGAAAGAAUAUGAGUGGGUCCUGAUCGCUGGGUACAUCAUCGUGUUCGUGGUGGCUCUUAUUGGGAAUGUCCUGGUUUGUGUGGCAGUGUGGAAGAACCACCACAUGAGGACGGUAACCAACUACUUCAUAGUCAACCUUUCUCUGGCUGAUGUGCUCGUGACCAUUACCUGCCUUCCAGCCACAUUGGUGGUAGACAUCACUGAGACCUGGUUCUUUGGACAGUCCCUCUGUAAAGUUAUUCCAUAUUUACAGACCGUGUCAGUGUCAGUGUCUGUCCUCACACUGAGCUGCAUUGCCUUGGAUCGAUGGUAUGCAAUCUGUCACCCUUUGAUGUUUAAGAGCACAGCCAAGAGGGCCAGGAAUAGCAUUGUCAUCAUCUGGAUUGUCUCCUGCAUUAUAAUGAUUCCUCAGGCCAUCGUCAUGGAGUGCAGCACCAUGCUCCCUGGCUUAGCCAAUAAAACCACUCUCUUUACGGUGUGUGAUGAGCGCUGGGGCGGUGAAAUUUACCCCAAGAUGUAUCACAUUUGUUUCUUUCUGGUGACAUACAUGGCACCACUCUGUCUUAUGGUGUUGGCCUAUCUGCAAAUAUUUCGUAAACUCUGGUGUCGCCAGAUCCCUGGAACAUCAUCUGUAGUUCAGAGAAAAUGGAAGCCCCUGCAGCCUGCUUCACAGCCUCGAGGGCCAGGACAGCAGACCAAGUCCAGGAUUAGUGCUGUGGCCGCUGAAAUAAAGCAGAUCCGAGCCAGACGGAAAACAGCCCGGAUGCUAAUGGUUGUGCUUUUGGUGUUUGCAAUUUGCUAUCUACCAAUUAGCAUCCUCAACGUGCUCAAGAGAGUAUUUGGGAUGUUUACCCACACAGAAGACAGAGAGACUGUAUAUGCCUGGUUUACAUUUUCACACUGGCUUGUAUAUGCCAAUAGUGCUGCGAACCCAAUUAUUUAUAAUUUUCUCAGUGGAAAGUUUCGAGAGGAAUUUAAAGCUGCAUUUUCUUGCUGUUGCCUUGGAGUUCACCAUCGCCAGGAGGACCGGCUUACCCGGGGCCGAACGAGCACAGAGAGCCGGAAGUCUCUGACCACCCAGAUCAGCAACUUUGACAACAUAUCAAAACUUUCAGAGCAAGUUGUGCUCACCAGCAUAAGCACACUCCCAGCAGCCAAUGGAGCAGGGCCACUUCAAAGCUGGUAG
Messenger RNA from Odobenus rosmarus divergens (Pacific walrus), 1898 nucleotides. RefSeq names its product hypocretin (orexin) receptor 2 (gene HCRTR2). The record is from RefSeq and is a predicted model, not a curated record. The transcript has 8 exons. Gene Ontology annotation, biological process: circadian sleep/wake cycle process; feeding behavior; G protein-coupled receptor signaling pathway. Gene Ontology annotation, molecular function: orexin receptor activity. Bases 564 to 1898 code for a protein of 444 amino acids. Gene Ontology annotation, cellular component: membrane. NCBI's taxonomy places the organism in Eukaryota, Metazoa, Chordata, Mammalia, Carnivora, Odobenidae.